Molecule: messenger RNA, 2549 nt
Organism: Cydia amplana
Lineage: Eukaryota; Metazoa; Arthropoda; Insecta; Lepidoptera; Tortricidae
Product: facilitated trehalose transporter Tret1-like
Exons: 4
Coding region: 83-2314 (743 amino acids)
Biological process (GO): transmembrane transport; carbohydrate transport
Cellular component (GO): membrane
Molecular function (GO): sugar transmembrane transporter activity
Source: RefSeq, a predicted model, not a curated record
CUACUUUAUAGAACCCAACUUAAGCCAACCUUCGAAACCCUCAUUAAUACGCUUUCCCUUUCAGGCGACCCAAUAAUACAACAUGGCCGGCUCCCGAGAAAAAUUGCUCUACGAUCGCAACGCGGAUUACCGAUAUGAAAAACGACAGGAGUACCGCUACGAGCACUAUAGAACACAGCCCCGCCGGAAAAACGGAUACGUAUAUGAAGAUAUCUAUUCAGAUUUCGACGAAGCGCAAGGCCGGCUCUCCCUAUUCCGGCCCAUCAGACCCGAAUAUCUAAAUCUACCUACGACCUACGAUAAGUACAAUUCGCUUCCGCGCUACGGGUACUAUGAAAACCGGCAACAACAUAGGAAGAAAGAUUAUUACGACUUCAGAAUCGAACAGGAGAGACGACGACAUCGGGAAACUUAUGAACCUUACAGAAAAAGACCCGAACGACGCUUAGAGAGCAUCGAAAUGAGCAACGAGCCUAAAAUUGAACCUAGACACGAACCUAGACCUAAAAUGGAAAAUAGAAAACCUAAAAUCGAAAUGAACGCGAAAAACGUAGCCGUUUGCAAGCCCUUAAGAUUACCUGAGAAAAAUGCAAGAUAUUGGACUACUGACCCUCCAGAAAAACCUAAAAAACGACCUGAUGAAGUUAAGAAAAACGUUAAAUUCUCGGAAGUAUCAGGCUGUAAUAGAAAGAUGGUUAUAGAUGAUCCGGUUUGUGGUCGGAAGGUAGUUCCUGUGAGAGAAUUGGAGGUAUCCUUAGACCAGAUGAUUCAGAACGGGUAUUUUGAGAAGCAUAACAUACCAAUUUCGAGGCCGGUGAAGGAAGAGGAGCCGGUGAUGAACGGGAAGCCUCCGGGGAUACAAGCCACUUCAGUAAGGCGCACCAGACAUCUGCCUCAGGUGUUGGCAGCAUUAGCAGUGUCCCUGGCUCCAUUCUCAGCAGGCCUGGGUAAAGGAUACAGCUCGCCUGCCAUCGCCUCGCUUCAAGGGCCUGGGAACGCUACCAGAAGGGACUUCCAGCUCACAGACCAGCAGGCUUCUUGGCUCGCUUCUCUCUCAUUCCUGGGGGCCCUCUUCGGGGGCAUGGCAGGAGGAGCAGCAAUGCGGCAUGGGCGCCGACGCGUGCUGUCCCUCGCCGCAGCACCCUGCAGUCUUUCCUGGCUUCUGACUGUUCUGGCUACUUCUGUCCGCAUGAUGUGCAUCACGGCAUUCUUGGGAGGCUUUUGCUGUUCCAUCCUCACCAUGCUUUCUCAGGUGUACAUAAGCGAGAUAUCCGUCCCGGAUAUCCGCGGCUGCCUCAGCGCCGUGCUCAAGAUCGUCGGCCAUCUUGGAGUUCUGUUCUCCUUCACCAUCGGUGCCUACCUCGACUGGCAGCAGCUCGCCCUCUGCAUCUCCGCCGCUCCUCUACUUCUCUUCUGCACCGUUCUUUACAUACCAGAGACCCCGAGCUAUCUCGUCCUUAUCGGAAAAGAUGAAGAAGCUUACAAAAGCCUCCUCUGGCUUAGAGGCCCCAAUUCCGAUGUCGCUCAAGAACUAGCAACUAUAAGAACGAAUGUCCUGGCUAGCAAAAACUUCAGUCAGCGACAGAGUCAGAUGUCUAGCAGUCAAUUCAUCAGUUCCUUAGAUGUUAAGUCGAUGAAUAGAUUGCUGGGUCCGAUCUUAGUGACGUGCGGCCUUAUGAUGUUUCAAAGAUUCUCCGGUGCUCAUGCAUUUUCUUUCUACGCUGUACCUAUUUUUCGGAAGACUUUUGGAGGUAUGAACCCGCAUGGAGCCGCUAUAGCUGUGUCAUUUGUACAACUGCUAGCUUCGUGUUUAUCCGGACUUUUGAUUGACACGGUUGGUCGCCUACCUCUACUAAUACUUAGUUCAGUGUUAAUGUCAAUGGCCUUAGCUGGGUUUGGGAGCUACGCGUACUACGAAGAAGUCCACAGGAACCAACGAAUCCAGAACGUGAUGUUCCACCAGACUGGUCAGAAUGACUGGAUACCUCUUCUUUGCGUCUUGGUUUUUACUAUAGCGUUCUCUUUAGGCAUGAGUCCUAUUUCCUGGCUGCUAAUAGGAGAAUUAUUUCCAUUGGAGUACAGGGCGUUUGGUAGCGCCAUGGCAACGGCUUUCAGCUACCUCUGUGCGUUCGUAGGCGUCAAGACUUUUGUCGAUUUCCAACAGGCACUGGGUCUUCAUGGGGCUUUCUGGUUAUAUGCAACAGUAAGUGUGGGAGGUCUUUGCUUUGUUGUGUGUUGCGUGCCCGAGACGAAAGGAAAAGACUUGGAUGAAAUGGAUCCGAAUUAUGUCCAGAGUUUGUCACCGAAAAAGUAGGCAGUUUAGGAGUCGCAGGAAGUGAGUCAAGUGAGGUCUCUCUCUGACUUGAUAACAGUGACAGUGUGAGCGAAUCUGGAUUUAAUCAAGUGUCGUUUUUAUAGAAUGUUGGGGUAGAUGUAGGCAGCGAGGAAUAGAAAGGAGUUUUGUAGUCUGAUGAAUGAAGGGAAAUUGAAACAUGGUAGUAAAUUAGGGAGGCAACAGUAAUUUUAAAUAAGCUAUUAUUCGAAUGUUG